Messenger RNA from Nematocida ausubeli, 1236 nucleotides. RefSeq lists its product as uncharacterized. The transcript has a single exon. The record is from RefSeq and is a predicted model, not a curated record. Gene Ontology annotation, molecular function: sequence-specific mRNA binding; translation release factor activity, codon specific. Gene Ontology annotation, cellular component: cytosol; translation release factor complex. Lineage: Eukaryota; Fungi; Microsporidia. Gene Ontology annotation, biological process: cytoplasmic translational termination. Bases 1 to 1236 code for a protein of 411 amino acids.
AUGGAAAAAGACCAGCAAACAGCUGAACAGUUAGAAGUAGAAAGAUGGAAGAUGAAAAAGCUUCUGAAGUACCUGCAGAAUGCAAAGGGAAAUGGUACUUCCAUGAUAUCUUUGAUUCUUCCCCCGAAAGAUCAAGUUUCAAGAGCGAACAAGCUUCUGAUAGACGAGUACGGAACUGCCUCAAACAUAAAAAGCAGAGUAAACAGACUGAGUGUGCUUGGGGCAAUUACUUCAGCCCAGCAAAGACUAAAACUCAUUCCAAAGGUCCCAGAUAAUGGUCUGGCCCUGUAUACAGGAACAAUUCUUGAAGACUCUGGAAAGGAAAAGAAGGUUUGCUUUGACAUUGAGCCAUUGAAGCCCAUUAACACAUCCCUCUACCUCUGUGACAGUAAAUUUCAUGUGGAAGAUUUGAUAAAUUCGUUGGAAGAUGACUAUAAAUUUGGGUUUAUUGUGAUGGAUGGGCACGGUGCCCUUUUCGCAGUUCUCUCUGGGAACUCCAAAGAGAUCAAGCAGAAUAUAUCUGUAGAUCUGCCUAAAAAGCACGGUCGUGGUGGACAGUCUUCUGUCCGUUUUGCUAGACUUAGAUUGGAGAAAAGACAUAAUUACCUUAAAAAAGUCAGUGAAAUUGCUACUCAAGUAUUCAUCUCCAAUAACAAGCCAAAUAUACACGGCCUGAUCCUGGCUGGAUGUGCAGACUUUAAGUACGAUCUGAAUCAGGCAGACUUCUUUGACCAGCGCCUAAAGGCAAAAGUGGCUAAGAUCAUUGAUGUGGCAUAUGGAGGAGAGAAUGGACUAAACCAGGCAAUAGAGCAAGCCGAAGAGGUCCUGCAGAACCUGAAACUUGUCACUGAGAAAAAGACAAUUAAGUCGUUCUUUGAUGAAGUUGUCUCUGGCUCCGGGAAGGUAUGCUUUGGCAUUGAAGAGACCAUGUCCUGCCUGGAUAUGGGCUGUAUGGAGGUGCUAAUUAUAGAUGAAGCCUCUACUGUACGAAGGAUAGAGAGGGAAGGCUCUGUCACAUACGCAGCAGAGUCAAAUGAAGGUGAACUUCUAACAGACUGGCUGGCAGAGAACUACAGAAAGGUAAAUUGCAGUGUCGUAUUUAUUUCUGAUAAGAGUCAGGAAGGAACACAGUUCAUAUCUGCAUUCAAUGGCAUUGGAGGGAUCCUUCGGUAUAAGAUGGAGAUGGGUGAAAAUGCAUCAGAAGUUGAAGAUUUCUCAGAUGCUGAUAUUUUUUAG